AUGUUACCUUCCAUGCCUGUAUUAUUCAGCAGAGAGAGCCAGGAUGCAUUUGGAAAUAAAUUGGAGCCAACAACAACCUUUUUACCCCAGAAUAUAUUAACUAAAACUCCCUGUAAACAAGAGACGCAAAUAAUAAUCAAUGGUGCUGGAUCUUCAAAUGAAAGCCCCAAGGAAUCAAAGGAACCUAUUGGUAAAAUCAAAAAUGAAUCAGACAAACCAAAAGUUAAUGAAAAUCAGCUGGAAACAGCAUUGGUCAGAUCAUACUAUUCAAAAGUCAGAUCCCGAUUUUCAAGUUCGUCAUUACCAGUGAAUAAAUUUGCACAGUUUCGUAUGAUAUUAAAAGCAUUUGAUCCUGGGAAGGACACUCCUGUGGAUUUAUAUAGAAAGAUAGAGGAACUUUUUGGUGAUGAACACAAAGAUAUAGUUGAAGAAUUUCUAUUAUUUUUGAAACCAGGGCAAGCCGCUGAAGUUGGUAGAUUUAUGGACCAUUUUGUGCUUACACAAUUGACCAGUUUUAUAGUUUUAUUGCAGAAAACAAUAGGACGAAAACCUACAGUGUACCGUAAAAUCCUACGAGCUAUCACCGCUGGCAUUAACAAUGGAUCAAGCCAGGAAAUGAGGAGUCGGGUGCUACCUCAUCUCCGGUCAAACCCUAAGCUUGCACAGGUGUUUAAGUCUCUGUUUCCCGAUGAACGCCCGCCUGAUAGUGCUUACGAGGGUAGUACAGAUCUUAUGGAUGAAAGCUGCCUGGAAUCCGAUAAGGGCUAUGAUGUUUGGGAGUUUGAGCUGGAAGAUAAGAAAAGACAACUGGAUGUAAAAGAUGGUCUUGAUUCAGCUUACCUUCAUGGACGCGUCUUUCUUCAACACGGCAGGUUAUUAAGAUCCGCCUGCGUUACAUAUCCCUACAGCAAAGAACCUUAUCGAGUCCACUGGAGGCGGCUGGCUCCCAACACAUUUAUCUCCCCCACAGACUCUGAAGAAGAAAGAUCUACUAAAAGGAACAGAAAUCGCAAGGUUCCCCCCAAAAAAUCCAGAAAACAGACCAAAUCACCCACAAAAACUGUUAAAGACGUUAAUGAUAACACAAAAAAGGAUAUCAAGCAGGUAAAAGUAAAAGGGAAAACUAACGAUAAAAAGAAAGUGAAUGAUAAAAGGGUUAAAGAAUUAAAAAUGAGUUUUAAAAAAGAAGACAAAAAGCCUAAAGAUGCUAAAAGUGAAGUGAAGAGUUGGACGAGAGAAGAAGAUAAGACUAUGCUAGAGGUUUUGAAAGGGGAAGGUGGUUCAGAUAAGGUGCUAGUACGAGUGUGUGAGCUGCUGCCGCAUCGCUCGCAGACUGAGGUCAAGGAAAGGUUCUGCCACGUCAUGAACCUCCUGCAACAGAUGGCAGUUAAUGCAGUUACGUGA
Molecule: messenger RNA, 1404 nt
Organism: Pieris macdunnoughi
Lineage: Eukaryota; Metazoa; Arthropoda; Insecta; Lepidoptera; Pieridae
Source: the annotation of a GenBank genome assembly